Messenger RNA from Brugia pahangi, 495 nucleotides. Lineage: Eukaryota; Metazoa; Nematoda; Chromadorea; Rhabditida; Onchocercidae. The record is from the annotation of a GenBank genome assembly.
AUGAUAAUUUCAUCCUCACAAAAUGCUAAUAUUGCUGCUGGAGCUCAAAUUGCUGAAACAAAUUUUACAAAAUCAUAUUUGCAUACUGAACGUAAAAUUUAUCAACAACAAUGGAAAGAAGAUGAAUUAAAAGUUAAAUCAAACUAUAAUCGAUUGAAAGCAAAUAGUACUAUUAGUCCAAUUAUUACUUAUAGCCAAUCAGCGCCAAAAACACAAUUAGAUCAAUGGGAAUGGGGAAGAAAACAACAACAACAACAACAACAACAACAACAACAACAACAACAACAACAACAACAAGCAAAUAUCAUCAUCAUCAUCAUCAUCAUCAUCAUCAUCAUCAUCAUCAUCAUCAUCAUCAUCAUCAUCAUCAUCAUCAUCAUCAUCAUCAUCAUCAUCAUCAUCAUCAUCAUAUCAACAUUACUGUUAUCAUCAUCAUCUAUUUUUUCCACUUUACCAUUUUCAUUAUUUUCAUUUCGAUUCCUACUAUCUUUAUGA